Messenger RNA from Teleopsis dalmanni, 2385 nucleotides. Its product is annotated as coiled-coil domain-containing protein 102A. The record is from RefSeq and is a predicted model, not a curated record. Bases 106 to 2301 code for a protein of 731 amino acids. Lineage: Eukaryota; Metazoa; Arthropoda; Insecta; Diptera; Diopsidae. The transcript is spliced from 13 exons.
UAAGCAGAGCAAAAAAAAAUAAAUUUUUUUGUUUAAAUAUUCGAUAAUAUUUGUGUAAUAUUUAGAAUUUUCUAAUAUUGAAGUUUCACACUUCAAUAAGUAAAAAUGUCACAAAACGUUGGUGGCGUUGGUGUUAGUGCUCCUUCAGCCUCAUCGCUAGGAGUGUCACGAAGAAGAGAUUUACCUACUGAAACAAAUGCUGGUGUUAUUGGAACUUCAGCAUCUGCUCGCUUCGGUGAUACUGAAUGGGAAGCACGAGAAUCCCAAAGGCAACGUGAGCUUGAAGAAGCCAGAGCUCGUGCAGUGCAAAUGGAAAAAACUAUGAAAUGGUGGUCUGAUUGUACAGCGAAUUGGCGCGAAAAAUGGAGUAAGGUACGUAACGAACGUAACAAAGCAAGGGAGGAAGCAAAACAACUGCGAACAAAUCUUGAUUUAGCAAUGAAAGAAGCAAAUUCAUAUAAACGCGAGAAAAAUGAUCUGGAAAUGCAGAUUACACAACUUAAAAAAGAAAUGGAAAAGGUGCACACACUGAUGAUGAAACAUGCUGGACAAUUCCAUAAAGCAGGUUUGGGAGAUACAGGUGAAGAAGCAGAAGCUAAUGGACGUGAUGCGAACUGUUCGCCAGACAUUUCAUCCGAUGGUCUCAAAAAUGUUAAUAGUGAAGAUGGCUUAGUCACAAAAGUAAUCAGUAAUGAUAUGAAAGAUCUUGAUAUAGAGGAGUUUGUGCUUAAAGGUGCCGUUCCUAAGAAUUUGAGUGAUAUGGAUGACGUGGCAGCCGAGGAGAAACGUUUAAUUCAGCAACUAUCAAAGGAUGAUUUUGAUGAGGAAUAUUUGUUGCAGAAGAUCUCAAUGUUACAAUUACGUUUAGAUGAAGCACAAAAAACUGUGCAGGCUGAAAGAGAUGAAAAGAGUUUAUUACACAAAAAUAUUGAAAAAUUAACACUUGAAGUACAAGAAUUACGUGAUCGUCAGGAAGAAUUGAGAGCAGCUAAACAGGAAGCGGUACGUGAACUGCUCACAUUACAAGAACAACAUCGCGCUGAAAUGCGUAUAGUAAACAAUUCACUUCAGGAAGAAGUGUCCUCACGUGAAAAUCUUGAAAGACGUUUGGGAGAGUUACGUACAGAAUUGGAACGUUUACAAGCUGAGAAUGCUUCCGAAUGGGGUAAACGUGAACGUUUAGAAACGGAAAAACUUGCCAUGGAACGCGAUAAUAAAAAAUUGCGUGCUGAAUUACGUGAUUUUCAAGAGCGUUCUGAUCGAAAAGGUCGUCCAAUGCAAGCAAAUGAUGUUGAAGUACGCGCAUUGCAACAGGAAUUGUCUGAUAGAAAUAAGGAAAUUAGUGAAAUGAAAAUAUCACACUCAAAACUUAAAAAGCUGCUUUCAGAAACAAAUACCGAAUUGGGUCAUGCCGCGAGAAGAGCUGAACAAUAUGAAGCGGAGGUUAAAAGAUUGCGUCAAAGAGUUGAAGAAUUGAAACGAGAAUUAGCAGGAGCAGAAGAUGAAUUAGACUCUGCAGUCAAUCAAGUACGUAGAUUGCAACGUACAAAUGAUGAAUUGGUUGGCCAGAGUGAAGGAUUACAAGUGCAAAUACAACAUUUACAAACAAGACGUGCACCAAGUCCACAAAUGCGCAUAACAACUGGUGUGCAAUUACGCAAUAAAAUUGCCGUUGAAAUUCCAAGUGAUUGUUUGCCAAAUAUUAAUGAUCUACGACAAAUAUUUGAUGAUGCACAAUCUGCACAACGUCAUUCUUCCAAUGGUAUGGAUUCUUCGUCAAAGCGUUCAAGUCAUACUGAACGAACUUUAAUGCAACAAAAUAGCGCAUUUUUUGAUGCGAAACCAUCACAUUUGGAAGAGAAUAUAUUUGAAUCGAAAUCGCGUAAUUUAGAAUUUGAACGUGCCAAGCAAAAAUUUGAUAAUCCAUCACACUUGCAUCACCAACAUCAUCACCACCAGCGCGAGCAACGCGAACGUUUAUCCGGAAGAUUUACAUCGUCUGGUAAUCAACAGUCAAGCAAUAGGGCUAACCUAGCGCUACCGUUGAAAGGUACCACCGCUUCACUUUGUGGUAACACAAAUUCAAAUCUAACCAAAGACGAUAUCAAUCGGCAAUUGUUUGAUGAUCAUUCGCAUUCCUCAACGGUUGGUGGUGGUAAUGUCGGUGCAGGAAGUAUUGGUGGCGGUAAUAUGCAAUAUCAGAAAAAAGAUAAUUCCAUUAGUAGUAGUACUGGUGGUAGCUAUUCAAGAAACAGUAUUAAUUUAGAUGGUCUUAAGGUAUCCGAUGAUGAGACUCCGUAAUUAUGGUUCCACGAGUUUAUUACUUGAUGACGAAUUGGAGGAAAAUAGUGACGAAGGAAUUUAAUAGAAUUUAUUAUCUAAAAU